This is a messenger RNA of Kwoniella botswanensis, 2355 nucleotides long. RefSeq lists its product as uncharacterized. Gene Ontology annotation, biological process: regulation of DNA-templated transcription; double-strand break repair. The record is from RefSeq and is a predicted model, not a curated record. The transcript is spliced from 12 exons. The coding region runs from base 1 to 2355 and encodes 784 amino acids. NCBI's taxonomy places the organism in Eukaryota, Fungi, Basidiomycota, Tremellomycetes, Tremellales, Cryptococcaceae. Gene Ontology annotation, cellular component: Ino80 complex.
AUGGAGACUCCCACAAAAGAGGCUUCCCCGGCCUUACAGCCCAUACCUCAAAUGCAGGGAGAUACACCCGCUCCUUCCGUGUUGGAAGGUGCGGAAACACCUAUAGCUGGACCAUCGUCUACACCCGUACCAGCAACUAUUAAACGGACUUAUACCAAGAAAUCAAAGGCAAAAGUCGAAGGUCUUAUGGCAUAUACAUCAGCCUUCGUACCGGGGAUGUACAAUAUCAAAAUCCCUGCUGGAGAUUACCUGCAGAAGGAAAGGAAUGUAGAUGUAGCUCGACAAAUCAGUGUGGCGAGAGCUAAACAGGAGAAGGUAGAUAUAGAAGAGGAGAAACAGAGGAAGAUAGCUGAAGGAGUUGAAGUGCCAGAAGUAAAUCCACUAAAUUACACUUUGAUUAUCCAUCCGGGAUCGAGAAAUCUACGCAUAGGUAGAGCAUCCGAUUUUUACCCCAAAGAAAUCCCAAAUUGUAUUGCACGACCUAUCAAGGCUAUAAACAGAGGGUAUGAUCCUCCUGUUCCUGGAAGUAGAGCUAAGAGAAUUGCCGAGCGUGCUUUGGAGAAAAGACAAAAUAAGAAGAGGAAAAAUGAUAAUGAGGAGGAUGUACAUAUGAACGGGAAUGGUGAUAGAAAUGGUCAUGGUCAAGAUGAAAGUGAUGAAGAUGAUGGAGAAGGAGAGUGGAUCGAUCCUGUGGAUACGAACAUAGGUCACCUGAGAGAAUACCUCCGACAUCGUUUGGUUCAAGAGAGAUUGGCAACAGAUUGGAAGGAAGGUACAAGAGUGAAAGCUACCAAUGCUAAAGUGAAACCUGAAAAUUUACCAGAACACAAUGAUCCAUAUAGAAUAGAUUGGACAGAAUCAGAUAACAGACCUUUCUACAUCGGUACAGAAGCUUUACGAUUACCUGAAAAGGCAGGAUACAAAGUCAGAUAUCCAAUCUUACAGCGUAACUUCAAUAAUCGAGAUUGGAGUUCAUCACAACUACUCUUAGAUGAUAUUUCCACCAUAAUACAGGAAUCACUUAGAACGGAAUUGGGGAUAACACCAAAGGAUUAUCCUAAAUACUCUGUAGUGUUCAUUAUACCUGAUCAUGGGGAUAGGGUUUAUGUGCAGGAAAUGACCAAUCUUUUCUUGACGUCAAUGGCAUUCAAGGAGGUUGCCGUGCAUCAGGAAGCAUAUUGUGCGAUAUUCAGUGCGGGGAUGUCAUCAGCUUGUGUAGUGGAUGUUGGUGCUCAGUCGACUUCGGUGACACUCGUGGAUGAGGGUCUGCUCAAUGCAGAUACCAGGAUCAAGCUUAACUACGGAGGUGAUGAUAUCACCUCAGCACUAGUCACGAUCCUCCAACGGUCAAACUUCCCGUACAAGGAACUGGAUCUGGCCAGAAGUCAAGAUUGGAUAAUGAUGGAUAAUCUGAAGAACAAAAUCUGCACUCUGGAAGAGCAUCUGGUCGCUAAUACCCCUUGGGAUUUCUACGUGCUGAAGACGGAAGGGUUGACACAGAAAUAUGUGUUUAGGACGUAUGAUGAGAACAUUCUGGCGCCUUUAAUAUUCUUCGACACUCGUUUGAUAGAUUUCAAAGAGAAAAAGGGUCAUGGAAAAUUCAGGCUCUGGGGGAUCUCCGAUGAUAAAGUGACGGAUGACCUGACUUCAAGCUAUGAAGAGCCGACCGGAGCAAUGAAAGCUUGUACAACUCACCUUCUACCGCCCCCUCCUGCUGCCGAAAUUGCUCCAAUCGAUAAUUCCGAGACAAACAAUGGAGACGGGGAAGACAAGCCGAACGCCAGUCAGACUGGUCAUGCUACACCCGAAGUGAAGACAACCAAAGAAUCGACUCCUGCGCCUGUCCCCGCCCCAAGCCACUCGCAGACUUCCACAAGCUCAACCCCUGUGCCGGAGAGAACGGCGCCCUCAGUCACUCCUGUACCUGCUACCACAAAUGACCAACCUGCUCCCCCCAAACCUGCUGUGCCCGAGCUAUCAGCUCAGCAGAUCAUCACUGAAGCAUCCAAAUCGCCGUUGGACGCUGCGAUCGCUGCUUCCAUCUCAAUGGCUGGAACGGAGAAUAAAGCGAAGACUGCAGCUAAUAGUAUACUGUUGAUCGGAGGAGGUUCCGCUUUGAAAGGUCUAGGAGGCUUCAUCGCUGACAGGUUACCCCCUCUCCUCCGACAAAAAGGAUUUCCGAUAUCGGACGUAUCCAUCGUUCCUCCACCACGUAAUCUGAACCCCAGAUACGUGAGCUGGAAAGGUGCUUCGGUGAUGUGUAAUUUGGAGAGUCUGAGUGAUAUGUGGAUUAGAAGAGAUGAAUGGGAAGCGAUAGGUACGAGGUCUCUGAAAGAUCGGUAUCUGUUCUAUUAA